Molecule: messenger RNA, 2562 nt
Organism: Ustilaginoidea virens
Lineage: Eukaryota; Fungi; Ascomycota; Sordariomycetes; Hypocreales; Clavicipitaceae
Exons: 2
Coding region: 1-2562 (853 amino acids)
Cellular component (GO): cytoplasm
Molecular function (GO): protein kinase binding
Source: RefSeq, a predicted model, not a curated record
AUGGACUCCGAGGACGGGCAACAUUUCAUAAAGCAACUCGCUGCAUUCGUGCGCACUCACGAAAAGGCACUCGCCAACGCCCUGCAAUUCCAACGUCGUGAGGUUCGUCAUCGAUCGUCCCAGAGCACGAGCGCGGCCACAAUCUCCUCACCUGCGGCGUUACCGGAGCGGCCCUCUACAACUUCGUCGACGACGGGCUCGUUGGCUGCCGCUUUUUCUUUGGGUGCUUUGAGCUUCACCUCUCACAAUGUCAAGUCGGCCAAACUCGCGCUCACCCCACAUCAUCUCUUCUUCAUGCUAUCCCGUUUCGAGGAUCUCGGAAUCAACGUUGGACCCAUGAAAGUACGUCUGGAGAACCUUCAUGACAGCUCAUCUUCCACGAACUAUGUCUCUUUUCUCGGAAACUCGCAGCGAGCUCGUAGCCGCGGCUCCGACGUGGGCUCGGUACACUCGGUGUCGAGCAUGCGCAGCGUCAUGUCAGGCAUGUCUGCCUUAUGGAACAGCUGGGGUAUUGGCGCCAGCAUAUCGGCUGCCCGAACAGAGCGCCAAAAAGCCGCCAUCCAGGCUGACUUGAAGUACUUGUACUCGGCCUUCACCAAGAUUCCGUGCCUCCGACUCGCCCCUGACUGGCGUGCAAGACUGAUUAGCGGCUAUGAAGAGUUUCCCUUUGACUCUGCCGUUCCUCUAUACGUUUUCAAAAAUCUGCAAGCCCUCGAAGUCAACAGCAUCGAUUUCCGCCAGUUCUUCGGGUGGGAUCGAUUGGCGGACCAGUUGCGGUCCCUCAGCGUGAAGCAAGCAGGCAUAGAGGACCCGGCCGAUAUUCUAAUUGACAUCGUCUUGGACGAUAUGGACAAGAGGCGUCGGCGUACGUCCAAGUCACAGUCGUCCCCAACAACGACGUGGGCUGGUACCAACAACCCUCGACGCAGUCCUACCAUCGCACCUCCAGAGCUUGUUCGAGCUGCAUCGGCGCCCGGCUCCCCCGAGCACAGGACCCUCCUUGCCGAACUUGGGCUGGAAUCCAUGACACCAAACGAACCGGUGGUUGAAGAUAGCGAGAGCUCGGAUACGGCGAGGCUCUCGCUUUCUCGUGAAGACGCCGAAGAUGUCUCCCGCUCUCCUGCCAAGGUGCCACGUCCACGAAGCAUAUCACCUUCCCGACCGGCCAGCUCCAAAAACCACUCCUCGCACGUGAGACCGUCUCAGCAGCGCAUUCGUCGAUCUGGUUCCGGCAGCUCUCAUUCCAGCCUUUCCGACUCGUGGCAUCACCACGUAAGAGGCAGUUCUGGCAACCUUCUCGCCAUGGGGAUCCUACCAGCCUCUAAGUGGCGGUUUCUGCGUCACCUCAGCCUCGCCGACAACGCCAUUACAUCCAUCCAUCCUUCCAGCUUGGCCCCCCUUGCCAACACGCUGUACUCGCUCGACCUAUCUUCCAACCUCUUCAGUCAGAUACCCGACAGCCUUGCAACACUCACAGCGCUCCGCGCUUUGAAUCUAUCGCACUGCAUGAUAGACUCACUCCAGUCCUUGACUCGUAACCCUCUUCCCGCCAUCACGGCUCUCAACCUCCGAGCCAACAGGCUGCGUUCUCUAGCUGGAAUAGAGAAGCUGUACCCACUGGAACGGCUAGACUUGCGAGACAACCGCCUGACAGAUCCACUUGAACUUGCCAGAUUGACGGGCAUUCCUGAUAUCCGCGAAGUAUGGCUGGAAGGCAAUCCUCUGACGCGGACUCGCAAGGAUUAUCGAGUCAUCAUCUUCAACAUCUUCCGGUCGGCGCCAGGCUAUACCGAAGACGUCGUGAUUGACGGCAGUGGGCCAAGCUACUCGGAAAAGCGUCUCCUGGUUGAGAGGGCUCCGAUACCAGACUCGAUACCUGUAGUCAAGUCCAAGGUUGCAGAUGGCCCGGCUGUCGUGGACGUUGGCAAAGCCGCCAUCGUCCACAACGUUUCCAAAGAGCCCACUGUCACGCGCAAGGAGCGGCCUGUGCCAAGAGCGGUGACAAGCGAGGUGAACACGAGCUCGUCGCGACGCCGCAAAGUAUCCAAAAGACGCAUCGUUGACCUUGCCACUGGCGACGGGGCGUGCUCCUCGGUUGCAGAGCCUCGGUUUGAACGCUCGAUUGCGACGUUGGAAUCUCCAAGUGACGGCAGCUACCGCUUUCUCGGCCGAUCUGAGAUGGCUCUGUCGCCGCCGAUUGCGCCCGUCGUUUUAACGGGCAGUCUUCAUGCCCCCCCGACCCCUUUCGUCACCGGACAGCCCGCGAGCGAUCAAGGCGCGCCGAAGAUGUUGCAACAAUUUGACGCUGCAGUCUCUCUGGAAGGGCAAAAAGAAGGCCAGGACUGGGAUGCCGGCGGUGAAUUGUAUCGGCGCAAGAUCGAAGCUCUCCGUGACAGAGUCGGCAGCGGUUAUCUCAGCGUCUUGAGCGAAGAGAGCUGGGACGGAAACGCCAACCCAUUUCUGUCGUCGGGUGUCCCGUCUGUGGCCGCUCUUCGAACGGGUCACGUGUCUCACCAUGUGCCCCAAGCCCAGGCUGUUCAUAGUGGCCGGACGUUGGGCUGA